Messenger RNA from Rhodamnia argentea, 1931 nucleotides. RefSeq names its product zinc finger CCCH domain-containing protein 6. The record is from RefSeq and is a predicted model, not a curated record. Lineage: Eukaryota; Viridiplantae; Streptophyta; Magnoliopsida; Myrtales; Myrtaceae. The transcript is spliced from 4 exons. Gene Ontology annotation, molecular function: metal ion binding. The coding region runs from base 364 to 1734 and encodes 456 amino acids.
ACGUCACGAUGAAAAACAGAGACGGCUGAAAAAUGUCAUAUGCGUAGAAGCGGCGAAGCAGAGAAGAAAGAACCAGAGGAUCUAGGGUUUCCUUGGAUCUCUCUGACAUGUCACCUAGACGUCCAUCCCAUCACCGAUCACGAUCAGUUUCCCACUUCGCCGAUUGCGUUGAUGGUUUCGUCCAUUAGGGCUUUGAUUUCGGAGGGAGGAAACGUGAGAGUCUGAAUUUCGGACUUGUCUCCGAUUGAGAUCGAAAAAACUAAUCGAUCGAUUGAUUUUCCCCGUAGCGAUUACUUCAAUCGUGUACGCGAGCCGAGAAUCGGAGCAGGGAAAAGGAGUUUUUUUUAAGAGAAAUUUGGUAACAUGCGGGGAUCGCACAAAUGGAAAAGGGUUACUUGGGCUACGGACGUUAAUCUUUGUCAGGUGAGGCUGUUCCUAUCAGAUGAAGCUCCUGUGCAAGUCGGGUUUGGUGCUCAAGAUCACCUUCAGGCCAAGACCUCGUGGCUUUUACAUUCAACUGGCAUCAGCUCUGAUGAUGCUCUACCACCUGGUUUUGAAGCAGCACAUCCUUCCAAUAAGCUACAGAUUAAGGUGUCUGAAAUCCCUCUAAGCAAAUGGAAGUGUCCUCCACGAUUCUUGCUUACUCAUGAAUGGCAAGUGGUUGCUGGGGAGGAAAGCGAAGAGGUUGAUGUUCAAAAUCAGAGGGAGAUGAGAGUGCUAGAAGCAGUUUAUCCUCGUCCAUCUGCCAUUCCUCAAAAUCCCGUGGCUUCAUCAGACCUGCAAGAUUUUGAUCAGAAUGAAUCACAAAUUCCGAUGGUGCCAAUUACUCCCAUUGAGGAUGAAGAGAUACCGGGAGACGCAUCAUCCGACUUUGUUCCCCAACUUGGUGUUCCUGUCACAUCACAUCCAUCAUUACUGGCUUCUGGAGUUUCUCAUCCACUUCAGACCACAGGGCCUGUUGUUGCAAACACUGCCACCAAUCAGAACCUUAUCGCUAGUACAUUGCACGGUGUAGAACCUGAUGUGGCGGCAGCUGCAUCAGCUGCCUUCACUGCACUAAUGAAGAGCAACGAGCACGGGAACAUGAUUGACCAGGAGUUGCUGAUUCAGAUACUGAGCGACCCCAAAAUGAUCGAAAAGUUGGUCAAAGAUUACGGGACCAUCACUGAAGCACAGAUCCCACCAAACACACGGGGAGGUUCAGUAGGUCUCUCAAAUCCUCGUAGCUUUGUCAGUAGUGUAGAAACAGGAAUGCCUUCAGUGGCUACUUCUUCAAGCGGGCUCUCAUACUCUCACACAAGUGGUCCGUCAUACUCUCAUCAUACCAGUGUCGGAAUGGGACCACCACCGACUGUGCCGCUUCCUCCUCAAAUGGUCAUGCAAGCUGCUUCUUCCUCUGCCAUCAGGCCAGCAACACCAGCGAAAGAUCUUAAUUAUUACAAGAGCUUGAUCCAGCAACAUGGAGGAGAAAGACGAGAGACUCUCCAACAGUAUGGUAGCCCUUUCGGCAACCAACCGUUGACAAUUCAGGAACCCGCCAAUAAUCCUAAAUUGAGAGACUCAAAGGGUAAAAUAAUGAAGCCUUGUAUAUAUUUCAAUAGUUCGAGAGGGUGUAGAAAUGGAGCCAAUUGCGCGUAUCAGCACGAUACAUCGCUCCCGCCACGGAGCAGUGGCAUGGCGGAGACGCAAAAUGGCAAAAGAAUGAAACUUGACAGGGAGAUCACAGGUACCUAAGAGAAGAACAUGCUUAGUGCAGAAAUGUUGCUGCAUGUACAUUUUUCCUGAUGGCAGGGCCAAUUGUGGCCCCAGUUUCUGCUUAAUGUUGCUUGCCUUUCGAGGCAAAAUAGUUUGUCUCCAGCAAUUUUUGAUAUUUCCAAUACAAUCGGAUUCGGCUUCGAAAAGCUUGUGUGGGAAAUUUGCUCUUUGCUCUU